Molecule: messenger RNA, 1876 nt
Organism: Drosophila bipectinata
Lineage: Eukaryota; Metazoa; Arthropoda; Insecta; Diptera; Drosophilidae
Product: transmembrane protein 209
Cellular component (GO): membrane
Source: RefSeq, a predicted model, not a curated record
GUGUUGCACAGCGCUGAAACUAGUUGGCGCUUUUAGAAACGACAGCCACAAUUUUCCGGCAUUUUUAACAAACAAUUAUAUUUUUAUAAAAUGAAUUUUGCCCGGAGCAAUUGCUCCCCGUUGAGGAAGAGCCCCGUGGUACAACGUAGCCUUGAUUUUCGUUUGCGGACCGCCCAGGCGAGACACUACCUGAAAUGGUGCUCCAUCAACGUGUUGAUUCUGUCGGUACUGCUGUUUGACUUGUGGCAGGCAUGCCGUUCCGUCUACAAAACCUACUGGUUUCUGUUGGAGUGCACUAUUACCGGCCUGGUCGGACUGAGUGCGGCGGCUUGUUUUAUGAAGUAUUUGUGGUUAUGGUGUUGCGGCGACCAGGUGAUUGGCACAGAUGUGCAAAAGAUUCUGCUAGACGGCAAGGAUGACUCCUUUAAGACUGUGUAUACUCGACCUUCAAAGAAACCUCGCAGCUACCACCCAGAUACCGAUUUCGAGGACGAUGUGCCCUACAUCAAUUGGCAUUCCUCCUUCGAAGACUCUUGCUGGGGCUCCCAGUCUAUGCGCCGUAGUCCCAGUCCGACUAGAACUCCCACACAUCAGCAGAAUCCUCAAAACACAUCCUACAACAACUCAUCCAUGGUGCAUAACAACUCUUUGAACGCCAGCAACCUUAGCAACGAGUCCAACUAUAUGUCGCCCUAUGCGGAUGUUUAUCGCGAUGACUUCCUUACCGAUCCCCGCAGACUCGGCCGUCUCAUGAAAAAAGCCGAGAGAGAACGUUCUUUUGUGGAUAGUUCUGAGGCGCCUAAUAUGCAGAGCGUUGUAUCUGCCAACUCUUUCUGGAACUACUGCAACAAUGCGGCCUACAUGCUAAAGACCACCAUUUACCAAUUGGCUCCAGCUCCACCAGUGUCUACCGAGAAUGCUCCCUCGUCCAUCGAGGAGUUUGCAGGCUUUCAGUUUAAGGACAGCAAUUCAGAAGUUAUCAAACGCAUUUCCACAGAUAAACUGUCGCAAUAUGUGGCCAACUUAAGAUUUUGGAUUUCCACCACCAUACUGCAGCGCUUGGUGAAGGAAAUAAACUUUGUGGAUGAUGUGUUCCGUCAGCGAGGGCUUGCCGAUCUCAAGAUCGGAUCCGUUGGCUUGGAGCGACUACGCAAGACAGCAGAGAACCAGCAGUUUGUGCAGACCUGUGCUCCAAUGCUGCCCAUGCUGUUGCCUUUCCUGGAUACUUUCAGCAACCAGGAGUACCUUGUACAGCGCAUUCGAGAGCUGGCUCAGGGAUCAUGCAUAGCCGAUUAUCGCUGGAACUCGGGCAACGCCCACAAAGGACAGGAGUGGGGCGAGCACCUGCCCACCGAUGCAGCUAUACUUUUCCAUAUAUUUUGUGUCUAUUUGGACAGUCAGUUGAUGCCACUACCGCAGGGCGGCGGACGACCCUUCCAUUCACGUUAUGUGCUCACGCGAGAUGAGAAACGCUCCACCAAGGACAUUGUAAAUGCUGUGCACAACAAGGCCCACUGUGCCAUUUUAAUAACCAGCAACCAGAACAAUCCCAAGUUUAAUUUUAUAAGCGACAAGGAGCUGCACAACUCUGUAUACGAUCGGAACAAUCUGUUCUAUGUGAUCAUCCAGUUCCUCAUCUACAUGCGCCAGCAGCAGGAAUCCGCCCUGGAGGGCGUCAAUCUUGGCAAGAGCGGCAUUAACAUCAUGUGCGUCAUCGAAGACUGAGGUGGCUUCCAGUUGAGAGCCCACCGAAGACACUUGUUAUUCAUAAGCAUCAUUAAUCAUUAUGUGACCCAGCUAUCGAUUGAUGCCUGCCCAUGCGGAGCAUUCCUCUCACUACAUCGUUACUAUUAAAUUAUGCAUUUGUAAUUAUUAA